Messenger RNA from Lolium rigidum, 1344 nucleotides. Its product is annotated as protein BCCIP homolog. Gene Ontology annotation, cellular component: nucleus. The transcript is spliced from 8 exons. Lineage: Eukaryota; Viridiplantae; Streptophyta; Magnoliopsida; Poales; Poaceae. The record is from RefSeq and is a predicted model, not a curated record. The coding region runs from base 8 to 1096 and encodes 362 amino acids.
UGGAGACAUGCCCGGAGGCCGGAAACGCCCAGCACCAGCCCCGUUCGCCGGCUUCUCCACCUUCGCCCGCUCCCUCCUCUUCUCCCCCGCCUCCGGCUUCUCCAGACUGCCUCUCCCCGCCGCCCCCGCCGCCAAACCCCAACAAGAGACCACCGGCAUGCCGUCGCCGCCGUCGUCCAAGCGCGCGAAGCUGGCCGAGCUCCCCAGCGACGACGAGGAGUUCCCGAGCAGCGACGGUGAAAGCGACACCGAAAGCUCGCGCAGCGACGGCGAUAGCUCCAGCAGCGACGGCGACGACGCGUCUCAGGAGAUGGAGACGGUGCAGGCGGACUUCGCCUUCUUCGACCCCAAGCCCAGCGACUUCCACGGCGUCAGGCUGCUGCUCAAGACCUACCUCGACUCCAAGCCCUGGGACCUCACCGGCUUCGUCGACCUCAUCCUGGAGCAGACCACCGUGGGCACCGUCGUCAAGAUGGCCGAAGACGAGGAGGACGGCGAGGAGGGCGAAGCAAAUGGGGGCGACAACGACGAUCUGUUCGGUCUCAUUACCGUGCUUAAUCUUGGAAGAUAUGGUGAGAACCGCUGCAUCAAGGAUCUCAAGGACUAUCUGCUUGGCGUCUGCGGCGACAAGGAUACCAAGAAGAAGCUCAGGGCACUGCUGGAACAGAAAGCGGCUACUGUCGGGCUCCUGGUGUGCCGGCGCUUUGUGAAUUUCCCGUAUGAGAUGGUGCCUAAGAUGUAUGAUUCGCUCUUCGACGAGGUUUCUUGGGCGACAGAAGAUGAGCCAACACAAGAACUCCAGGACUCGUUCCGGUUCAAGCAGUACCUCUUAGUUGUCAGAAUCUUUGAGAGAAAAACUCCUCCAAAGCAGAAAUCAAAGGGCAACAAGGAUUUCGACGAACCUGUUAUCUAUUCGAAGUUGGAGGAUGAAAUUUUCCGUGAGCUUAGUUUGUGGUCUUUCACUUUCCCAAUCCGUGCUGAACAGUCGGCUCAGCAGGAGCUGAAGAAUUACAGGGAGAUGGGCUUGGUGAUGUGUGUUAAGGCUGAAGUGAUUCCCAAGUUCCGCAAGAAGCUGGAGGCUUUGGUAUCUGAAUAGCAGGUCCAUUUGCUGAUAGGAGAAUGGGGGCCAAGGUGGAAUUUUCCUGAGAACCAUCCAAUUUUUUCCCGUGUUGUUGACUGUGCCAUUAAGGUGCAAAUGUAAGGACUCGUGUAUGAACCAGUCCAUCCUUUCAUGUACUGCUGUAAGGCAUUCAUGGAGGAGGGUAGGGUUUCUCCUGUUGCAUGAAGACAUGAUUUUUCUGUUCCGUACUAUGACCAGCCUAAGAAGACUGUUAUCCCAUAUUA